This is a messenger RNA of Debaryomyces tyrocola, 1353 nucleotides long. Lineage: Eukaryota; Fungi; Ascomycota; Pichiomycetes; Serinales; Debaryomycetaceae. The record is from the annotation of a GenBank genome assembly.
AUGGUAGAUAACCUAAUUAACAUUGAAAUUUCUAAGGAAUUCGAUCCACAGAUCCCAAGGAUUUUACCUCAUGAAAGGAUAUAUUCAAUUCAAGUUGGAUACAAGUUAUUCAAGUUAAGUGGUGCAUCGUUAUCGUCAGAUGCACCAUCAUAUUUUACGAGAUUCUUCUUACAAGAGGAAAAUAAUGAUAAAGUUCUAUUUAUUGAUAGAAAUCCAUUAACUUUCGAAAAGAUAUAUCAGCACCUACAAGGGUAUCAAAUAAACGUUGAGAAUGAGUAUGAAUUUGUAUAUUUAUUGCUGGAUUGUUAUUAUUUUGGAUUGAAAAGACUACAACAAAUUUUAAAAGAUGAAGAUAUAUUUGCUACUAUCGGUAGUAAGUCUUUCAAAAUUUCAAAGAGUUUGUUAGUUAAUAGUGGAAAUUACCCAAAUUUCUUCAGUAUUAGUUACGAAAGCAUGCUUACGGAUAACUCAAACAUAAUAGAACAAAGAAAUAUAAUUAGACCUCCGCCCCAAAAGCCGGCUACGGUUAGUUCCAGAUCCCCUGAACUCUUCAAUGACCUUUUAGAAUUGCUACGGGGUAAUUCUCAAGUUAUCAAGAAUGAUGAACAUAGGCACUUAUUAAUUAGAGAAUGUAAAUAUUAUCGCUUCCUAGAAUUGGAACAAAGAAUCAUUAAGUACAAAGUAAUUAAUAACCCGUUUAGUGACUCUGGAAAUCAAGACAUUAUAAUCAGACUAAAUGAUCUACACAUCAAAGGGAUAAUAAGUGACCCAUCUAUUAAAAAUAUGAAUGGCAGAUCUCCUAUUCAAUAUCAAAGACCCUUUAUAUCAAAAGAACCGAGGAGAACACUAAUAUUUCAAUUAGAUUCCAGCUAUUCUGAAAUCUCCAACACGAAAUAUUCCGAAGUUAAGCUUAUUUUAGUUAAAAAAUUCAAUAUAAUUAUGGUUCAAUUGACGAAUUCAUUGUGCCUAAAAUUUGUACUGUUGUUCAGGGCAGUGGCUGAAGAGUUUUUAGUAGAGGAUUUAGAUUCUGACAUACCUUCAAUUUGUAUUUUUACAGAUAUUAGUGACUGUAAGACGAUAAUAAAUGGAAUGGAAAUGAAAAGAAAUUGGGUAUCUGAAAUGUUGCAAAAUAUUUCGUCAUCAUCUGAAUCUGAGGAAUUGACUAUAGAUUCGCUGAGUACAAAGAAAAGGAAACUAUCUAAUGAAAUAAAAGGGGACAGAAUCGAGUUUAAAUUAACUAAAUCAUUAUGGAAACUCUUUUUAACAGGAAAGAAACCAAACUUACAAGGAGUCUCUAUCGAAGGUGUGACUGACGAAAAAUCGUUUAGAGAACAUAACAUGGGCUUUUUGUAA